AUGGCCGAAGAGCAGGCACUUGACCGUGUACACCGAAUGGGUCAGCUUCAGGAGGUAGUUGCCACAAGAUAUGUGGUGAAAAACUCCAUUGAGGAGUAUGUCAUCGAAGUACAGAAACUGAAGACCGCCGUGAUCGAUCAGUCCUUCCAAGAGGAAGGAUCAAUAGACAUGAUGAGCUUGAAAGAACGAUUCAUGAAGUAUCUGGAUACCAACGAGGAAUAA
Lasiodiplodia theobromae is the source of this 222-nucleotide messenger RNA. RefSeq lists its product as uncharacterized. Bases 1 to 222 code for a protein of 73 amino acids. The record is from RefSeq and is a predicted model, not a curated record. The transcript has 3 exons. NCBI's taxonomy places the organism in Eukaryota, Fungi, Ascomycota, Dothideomycetes, Botryosphaeriales, Botryosphaeriaceae.